Mangifera indica (mango) is the source of this 969-nucleotide messenger RNA. Its product is annotated as succinate dehydrogenase subunit 5, mitochondrial. Gene Ontology annotation, biological process: tricarboxylic acid cycle. Gene Ontology annotation, cellular component: respiratory chain complex II (succinate dehydrogenase). The transcript has 4 exons. Lineage: Eukaryota; Viridiplantae; Streptophyta; Magnoliopsida; Sapindales; Anacardiaceae. The record is from RefSeq and is a predicted model, not a curated record. Bases 74 to 793 code for a protein of 239 amino acids.
GUCAUUUUCCAGUAUUUUAAUUUACCAAUCCAAAAGGGUAAUAUCAGCGCCGUGUAGACUAAGGAGGCCAGAAAUGGAGAAGAUGAGUGUAGUGAGAUCCAUAUGCAGAGCUACCCGUUUCAGAUCUUCAAUCAUUGCCGCCUCCAAUAACCAUCAUGUUCGUCACCUGUUAUCUUCUCGAGCUCUUUUCAGUUUAUCUUCUCCCUUUGCAUCGAUUCCUUCCAAAUCCAUCCCUUCAGAUUGUCGCACUCCUCUUAUGAUGAGCUUAGGAGGCACCCGCUCUUUCAGUGAACAAGUUACUCACAUGCCCGAAAUAAAAGAUCCAGAAAUUGAGCGUGCUUUCAAGGACUUGAUGGCUGAAAAUUGGGAUGAGAUUCCUGAUAGCAUCCUCUAUGAUGUGAAGAAGGCUUUGUCAAAAAACACAGACGACAAGGCUGGCCAGGAGGUCUUGAAAACUGUUUUUUGCUCAGCUGAAGCGGUUGAGCUUUUUACUGGGAUGAUUAUGAAUAUUAAAAUGGAAAUUGAUGAUAGUAUUGGGAUGAGUGGUGAGGAUGUAAAACCCUUGCCAGAGGAUUUGGACCAUGCAAUUCGUACAGUUUAUCAACGUUACAUUACCUAUUUGAAUGCAUUUGGUCCUGAAGAAUCCUAUUUGCGGAAGAAGGUGGAGACGGAAUUGGGGUCUAAAAUGAUUUUCUUAAAGAUGAGAUGCAGUGGCCUUGGUUCUGAGUGGGGAAAGGUUACCGUACUUGGAACAUCUGGUCUUUCUGGCUCAUAUGUGGAGAAAAGAGCUUAGCCCAAAGUUGAAAGGUUUACUGUAAUUGUGACUUUCUUGUGCUCACAUGUCUUUGGAUAGUGUGACUGUGAGAGAAGUAAUUUCUCAUGAAAGUUAUUUGGCAGUUUAAUAAAAGCCAGUUUUGAGCAGCAACUAUGAAUGAAUAAAACAUUCCUUUAUCGUGUGUUAUUAGGCAA